UCGGAUGACUGUUUGGAAGUUCCUCGAUUUUUCGUGCUCACGUUUUUGCGUCAACUCUGCUGCAACCAUCCGUUUCGGUUGUAGCCUUUGGUGACGAUGGAAUUUAUGAGUUAGUUCGGGGGAGCCUAGCUCAGGUGGACAUGAGGCUUGUGGUCUGGGGAUAUUGCGUGGAGGAGUAUAAAUUGAACGCCAGCGAGGAGGUUUGGACAGUGGUUUCCGGUAAAAAGUCCCGUCGUUGCAGUGUAGAAACAAAAACAAUUCGUUCAGACGACUAACACAGUAGUUUAUUUCUGCAGUUAACAGUCACUCUCCGUCGAUCGUAGGACAAGAAUCAGUCUGCGUGUCUCCUUGCCGGAAUCCAGAAUCAGAGUGCCCCCUUUUGAGUGUCCUCCCCACUACAUCCCUCCCCCACUUACCCAGAUCUACCCCACAUCAUCAACCAAACCCUUCAGUUCAACUACAGCUUUCUUCCGGUCACAGUCCACUCUACUUAAACAGUAUUCGGCUACUCCAUGGGAAACAUCUUCGCCUGCAUCCUGCUGCAAUGCCUUCUGGGAUAUUCUUCGGGCGCCCGGAUUCUGGGAAUUUUUCCUCACGUCGCUAAAAGCCACUUCAUGAUGUCCGAGGUUCUGAUGAAAGGUUUAGCAGCCAGAGGUCAUGAAGUAACUGUGAUAAGUCAUUUCCCUCAGAAAACUCAGGUAGCAAAUUUCACAGACAUCAGCCUCAUUGGGUCCAUGCCGAGUUUCGUCAGCACUGUGCCUCUGGAUGACAUAGCAACAGGAUGGGUUUACACCACAGUGAAAAUCGUGUCAGAACUUGGUGUCACCGGAUGUGAGAAGACAUUAUCUCAUCCUCCAGUUCAAAAACUUAUGAAUUCUAAAGAAAAGUUUGAUCUGGUUAUCACAGAACUCUUCAAUACGGAUUGCUACGUCGGAUUUGCAUACAAAUUUAAAGUUCCAUUUAUAUCCAUCGUUACAACGCCAUUGCUACCCUGGGGAUAUGAAAGAUUUGCAAAUCCUGAUAACCCUGCGUACAUUGGAAACAUUUUCCUAGGACAUUCUGAUAGAAUGUCUUUCUUAGAGAGGCUGGUAAACACGGUAUAUAUGAAGAUAUUACAAUGGGAAUAUCAUUACUGGUUUGACAUGCCUUCCCAGAUGAUAGCAAGGAAAUACUUUGGAGAGACAUUGCCUCCUCUGGCGGAUAUUGUACGAAACACGAGUUUAGUUCUGGUUAACAGGCACUUCACAUUGAACCAACCUGUUCCAAACGUACCCGCUGUCAUUGAGGUUGGCGGACUUCACGUGGAGGUGCCGAAGAAACUCCCUGAGGAUAUCGACAAGUAUCUGAACGAAUCUGAGCAUGGAGCCAUUUUCUUCAGUCUCGGUUCUACUGUCCGCGCGGAUACUUUCAGCCAGCAGAAAAUUGAUGCAUUUCUGCAGGCGUUUUCGGUUCUGCCACAGCGAGUCCUCUGGAAGUGGGAGGGAGAGGCACUGCCAGAACACCCCAAGAACAUAAAGAUCGCAAAAUGGCUGCCACAAGCAGAUGUUCUUGGCCAUCCCAACGUCAAAGUGUUUAUCACCCACGGCGGGCUCAUGGGCACUAUGGAAGCGGUGUUUAAUGGGGUUCCGAUGGUCGCGAUCCCGCUAUUCGGUGACCAGUUUCAUAACGUGAGAAACUAUGAGGAGGAAGGUGUCGCCAUCAAGUUGGAUUAUUCGACUAUUACGAAGGAGAAGGUGUUGAGAGCCCUAAAGGAAGUUCUCAACAACCCCAGUUACAAACAGAACGCCGUGACUCUUUCAAGAGCAUUUCGUGAUCGUCCUAUGUCUCCUCUGAACACCGCCAUAUUCUGGACCGAGUACGUCAUCAGACAUGGAGGGGCGUCGCAUAUGCGAUCUGCAGCACUUUACUUAACCUGGUAUCAAUAUUUGUUACUGGAUGUCAUUUCAGUUUUAUUCCUGUUUGCAGCUGGGAGUCUAAUUACAGCAUACGUUAUAAUUAAGAGAUUACUGCAGCUUCUGAAGUUAAAAUCGUCUGACAAAGCAGAAAGUAAGAAAUUAAAUUGAGCUUUUAACUGACUUGUCAGUAAUUAUAUUUAUUCUCAUCUGGUAAUAAAGGAUAAACAUGGGAGCAAAACAAAAACUAAUUUUUGAAGAAAACUUAGAAAUGGAGCUUGUGUUAAUUGUAUGAUUUGACUUAACUUGGGUUUGUUUGUCACAUACAUUUAUUUUUAAAGAGUUUUGCAAGGCGAUGAAAGGUGCUGGAUGCUUAUAAUAUGAUGGAUAUGCGUUAUCAACUUCACGUGUGUGUACAUUCUAUACAAACAUAAAAAGAACCACAAGAAUUAUAAGAAAUGUUAUGCUUACAAGGAGUAUCAUCACAACAUAAAUUUUGAACAUGGCUGUCUUCUGGGUUCUUCUGCCGUGUAGUCUGGUAGAAGUUUACUGACGUUUCGGAGUUCCUUGCUGCUCCCAUCAUUGGGGCGAUGACGGAGGGAGCAAGGACCUCUGAAACGUCGGUAAACUUCUACCAGACUACAUGGUGCAACAACCCAGAAGACAGCCAUCUUCAGACUCACCGCCGUGAAAACCUCAAAUCAUACAACAUAUAUUUUAUGCAGAUGAAAUAUUAUUAAAAGUGUGCUAUUACUGUUUGAACACUAUUUUCUUGGCUGAGUACAAGAUAAACUAAACAAUUUAUGUAGCAAAUUAUAAUACAAAGUAAUACAAAGUCCGCAUAUAUUUAUAAACAGUGCAUGUUUUACGUCUCUCGAAUGUAGGCCUUAAGCUUUUGUCUAUCACGAAAGCUGUGAAGAUUCACAAGAUUCAAACACGAAAAACUACAUACCAAAUUUCACAACUUGUUUUGUUACCAUUAAAAUCCACAGGGGAAAUAGAUUAAUUUUUUGUACAUUUGUAUAUUAAAAUUGUCGAUGCUACUGUUCUGGGCUGCGACGCCAUAUGGACUUGGCAGGUAGAUUCCAAUUUCUUCAGGCUUGGAGAGAGUGUUGGCGUUCACCUAAAGGUUUACAUCGUGUCAUAACCCAGAAGAACAGUAUCGACAUCUUCACCGACGUGAAGACCUCAGAUCACAUAUAAUAUAAUAUUCUUACAUGUAUUAAGUAGAAUGAGUUGAGAUGAACGAUUCUUAUUAACAUGUGUUCUGCUAGGUGACUGAACUCUGUCUCGAAAAUACAAGUUUAAUAUAUCCCACUAAAGUAAUAUUUAUGGUGUAUACUAUAAUAUAAUAACAAUAAUUAAAUAUUUCAUUAGAGCAGGGGUUCUUAAGUCUUUCGAAACGUAGGGCCACAUUUGCCCUUAUUUAUCGAAUCGUGGGUUGCAUGAUUAUAAAUGGGGAUAAUUUAUCGAAACUUCAAAGCAAUUUAUCAUAAAUGCUAUUAAAUUAUUCCAUGCCUACGAUCGCAAACAUUUUUAUGUGUUACUCGACCAUUUUCAUUAAAAAUAUAAGUCAGUGAGAUACUGAAAUUCCUUAUGCUUCAGUAAUAUUUCAGUAUCAGAUUUAAUUUCUGUUGUUACGGAUCCUUCAAAACAUGCACACGGCCACAUGUUUGGCGGAUCACGGGUUGAGAACCCCUGGACCAGAAAACAAAAUGGCGUCGGGAUGUAUUCAUCAUUCUAUAAUUUUUUAAAGUGUUUAAAAGUAUUGCAGCUUUUAACAAAAUCCGCCCUCUCUGCUAAAAUAAUGACUACAAAAUUUCAAUUAAACUUAUGUGUCAAAACUGAUAAUUGCUAAGGAAUCUUUCUACUGAAUAACUUUGUAGUGUGAUAUUUUGAGUGUCAAUUCGGCAAGCGUAGUCUUCUAAUAUUAUAAAUGUGUAUAGAUCUUUGUUUUUACUUUGAUAUAUACUGAAAAAUAACGACAGAAUUAUUUGUUGAAGUAGUAGAUAUUAAUAAAGAUUGUUCAUAUACAA
Messenger RNA from Zootermopsis nevadensis, 3928 nucleotides. Its product is annotated as UDP-glucosyltransferase 2-like. The record is from RefSeq and is a predicted model, not a curated record. Lineage: Eukaryota; Metazoa; Arthropoda; Insecta; Blattodea; Termopsidae. Gene Ontology annotation, molecular function: UDP-glycosyltransferase activity.